AUGCCACCAUUUGAGGGUGAAGGAGGUAAAAAACCAAAACAAAAACGAAAACCAACAACAUCGGCUGGGGUGUAUUUUUCUCAGGCCAUUGAACUUGAACAAAAUCACAUGUUGUCAACCGGGGAGGGGCAAGCCAAUCGGACUACUACAGAUAACACCGGAAACCAAUAUGAAGAUCUACAACAACAACAAACCAAUUGCGACCAACUGGAUCAAGAAUUUGACUACAACCCACAGCAUUCCACUAGCCAUCACUUCAAUUUUACCGAUCAUGAAAACUCAUCCUCCAACAUCCGAGUUCAGCAGCUACACCAACACUUUCAGGCCGAGCAUGUCAAGAAAAAGCGUUUACUGGAAGAGAAACACUGGGAAGAGGUGUAUGAUUCGAUGUUGUAUGAUUCAAUGUUCUCAUCUUUCAAGCAAUGUGCUGUGAAAACCGCUGACUGGGGUGAUGAAGAUAAAUGGCGGCAAGACUGGAAGGGCCGGUGUCCCUGUUUGGAUAAACAAUCUCGACCUCUGGUUUUAGUCAAUAUUCUAAACCAGGUCCGGCUGAUUCAAAUGGGUUACAUCAGAACAUCGCCCAAGUUUCCCAGAAGUGCUUUCUCCAUCCGUCUCCUCCGACUACACGACAUCAUUUGGAAAAAUUGUGCUGUCUCCAUCACCCCCUUUGCAAAGGCAAUUGACGAGUAUCUAGAUGCCAACAACCCUCUUAUUCUUGUUUCUGGGGCAGACAUGGAUUCCGACCCAUUGUAUACAACUCGGGAUUGGAGGAAAACUUUGUCGACUUCUGUAGAUGUGUAUAGAGAAAUGCUCAGACGGGAAAAAAUCAUAUCCAAAGAAAUGUUGGAAAUGGAUCCAAUGGAUAAAAUGGCUGACAUCUGUACCAAGUGCUACGGUCCCUGUGUCUCUGGUAAAAAACCCAAUGAACCCGAUUAUAUUGUGUGUAUGUAUGGUAACUUCCAACAUCAAAGGCAUCUUGCAGCAAGCCACAAGAUAUCACAAUCAUCACAGCACAAAACCCUCUUCAUUUCACCAGAAGAAGUCAAGGAUAUGGAAGAUCGUAUGAACACUGUAAACCACCAAGCAGAGGGCAAUGUCAGCCUUCGGAACUUAUUUAGUGAAGAGCGGCAAUUUAACCAGUUGAUGUUUGGAACAAGUGUCUUCCAUGCGUAUGUUCAUCAAUGGUCAUGUCAACUACGGUAUAAUCCUUGCCUAAACAGUGGAUGGGUCAAGUUGCUGUUUGAGCGAGGUAAAAAUGUUGAAGAGCUGUUCAUAAAAUCUAUAGAGAAAUUGAAGGAAAUUGAAGACCAACAUGGUUACACCAGUGAGUACUUGACUCAACAGUGGCUCCGACAAAGGGAAUGUCAGCUUUCAGCCAUGGAGAAUGAUUCUGAACGGGAGAUGAUUGAAUAUGCCGAACAACUGGUUGAAGUAGAAGAUGAACUCCAAGAGACUCAGGCUAAGCGGAGGCGAACUCGAACUGAGGAAGAUCAUGAGAAACUUUGA
This is a messenger RNA of Puccinia graminis f. sp. tritici CRL 75-36-700-3, 1506 nucleotides long. RefSeq lists its product as uncharacterized. The record is from RefSeq and is a predicted model, not a curated record. The transcript has 6 exons. Lineage: Eukaryota; Fungi; Basidiomycota; Pucciniomycetes; Pucciniales; Pucciniaceae. The coding region runs from base 1 to 1506 and encodes 501 amino acids.